Molecule: messenger RNA, 1099 nt
Organism: Hibiscus syriacus
Lineage: Eukaryota; Viridiplantae; Streptophyta; Magnoliopsida; Malvales; Malvaceae
Product: ras-related protein RABH1b-like
Exons: 6
Coding region: 174-800 (208 amino acids)
Molecular function (GO): GTP binding; GTPase activity
Source: RefSeq, a predicted model, not a curated record
AAAACCACCAAAAAAUAUUAUAAAAAUUAAUAAUAAUAAAAGACGCUAGGGAUCUCGAUCACCGAUCUCGUUCUCUCCGGCGAUACCUUUGUAAUUGUUUCCGGUGAGAUAUUGAGUUCGGAUCCCUUCUCGAUACGAUCCGUAGUGUCUGUUUAACCUAGAUCCGAAUCACCAUGGCUCCAGUUUCAGCUCUGGCCAAAUACAAGCUUGUUUUCUUGGGGGAUCAGUCCGUCGGCAAGACCAGUAUCAUCACUCGCUUCAUGUACGAUAAAUUCGAUAACACUUACCAGGCUACCAUUGGUAUUGACUUUCUGUCAAAAACAAUGUACCUCGAAGAUCGUACAGUUCGAUUGCAGCUCUGGGAUACGGCAGGACAGGAAAGAUUCAGGAGUCUUAUUCCUAGUUACAUUAGGGAUUCCUCCGUGGCAGUCAUUGUCUAUGAUGUUGCAAGUAGGCAAUCCUUCCAAAAUACUUCAAAGUGGAUUGAAGAGGUGAGGACUGAACGCGUUAGUGACGUUAUAAUUGUGCUUGUUGGGAACAAAACCGAUCUUGUGGACAAAAGGCAAGUCUCGGUUGAGGAAGCUGAAGCCAAGGCUCUUGAAUUCAAUGUUAUGUUCAUCGAAACUAGUGCCAAGGCUGGCUUCAAUAUCAAGGCUCUAUUUAGGAAGAUUGCGGCUGCUUUACCUGGAAUGGAAACACUUUCUUCAACAAAACAAGAAGACAUGGUCGAUGUCAAUCUUAAGUCUUCAAACCCAAAUUCAUCCCAGUCGCAGCAACCGGCUGGAGGAUGUGCCUGCUGAUGAUACAUACGUACCAUACACAAAACACAUGUCAUUGAUCCGAGGUAUGUAUGCUUUAGACAUUUAUUUCGUGCUUCCAAAAGUGUUCCUGUAAAAAAGGAAGGAAAAAAAAUCUUCUCCCCUCCCUUUUUUGUAGCCAUUGGGCAUUUGGGUUUGAUGGAAUAUUAAUGAGAGAGGAGAUUUUCAAUUUUAUCAUGGUAGUUAGGGCUUGUCCAAACCUGUCCUAUAUGUGUACGGUUCUUGUUAUCUCAUUCAAUUAUGCUAACUUUGCUGCUACUCAUAUAUCAAGUUUUGUAGGC